Aspergillus neoniger CBS 115656 is the source of this 1143-nucleotide messenger RNA. RefSeq lists its product as uncharacterized. Lineage: Eukaryota; Fungi; Ascomycota; Eurotiomycetes; Eurotiales; Aspergillaceae. The record is from RefSeq and is a predicted model, not a curated record. Bases 1 to 1143 code for a protein of 380 amino acids. The transcript has 6 exons.
AUGACACCACUCAAUCAUUGGGGCAUCACCCUCGUUGUUGUCCCCAUUGUGGCAUGUGUUGUGACAACCCUCUUCUUCAUUCUCCGGUUGUAUUCUCGGCGACUUGUCCGUCAGAAAUUUGACCUCGGUGAUAUGUUGAUGGGCAUAGGGCUUGUCUUCUCAUACGGGCUAACCCUCUGUACUGUGAUAUCGGCAUUCAACGGCGUUGGCCACGAUUUCUGGUCCCUCUCCAGGCCUACCAGAGGAACAGUCACCUUGCUCUUCUGGUGCUCAACGAAAUUCUGGGUAUUAGGCCACGUCUUCGUGAAGAUUUCCUAUCUCGUUCUGCUCCGCAAGCUUUUCGGAGCCAUCACAUAUUGGCGGAAGCUUACCACUGCAUUGAUCGUGUUCACGCUUGCCUGGGGCAUUGCUUCCCUGCUUGUCAGCAUCUUCCAAUGCUGGCCUGUGCGUUAUUUCUGGAUCAAACAUAUUGAUGGCAGCUGCAUGCGUGGGCGAAAUACAUUUUACAUCAUAGCUGGGUCAAUUGCGCUGGCUGAGAACUUCGUAUUGAUCUUGGUGCCCUUGAUUGUGGUUUGGGGAAUGAAACUGACGCCCCGACAGAAGGUGGAAUUAAGUCUUCUUUUUGGCUUUGGUGGAUUGGUCUGUGCCGUCGGGUUUCUGCGUAUGAUCACGUUCAAGAGAUACGUGACGGCAGAUGCUACCACAAACGGAUACCUCCAGUCCAUAUGGUCCAUUGUCGAACUUGAUUUGGGAAUCAUAUGUGCUUCGGUGAUAUUGAUGCGCCCGAUAUUCCACCGCGUCACAAAGACAUUCAAGAUAAAAUGUUGCGCCAUGCGGGCCCAGACAUCCGAUUCCAGCGCCUCUUCAAAACGCGCGCAGAUGAUGAGGUCAUUGUCAUGGCCGAGGCCGCUGUCCUUUGCAGAAACGGGAUCAGUGGAUGAGUGGUCGCAAGUGCGAGCUUCAGCAUACAGUACGCGUGUGCGUGGUAGUGUGGAUGAAACUCCCAGCUUAGCUGGGGUCCGGGACAUAAUGGUUGAAGUGUCGAUUGAUCGCGAGAUGAGAGCGAAAGAGGAGAUGGUGGAUUCAAAUGGGCAGGAGUCCGCCCUACACCCUGCCCAAGAUGAGACUGACUUCGGCAAGUGA